Messenger RNA from Anoplopoma fimbria (sablefish), 2294 nucleotides. RefSeq lists its product as uncharacterized. NCBI's taxonomy places the organism in Eukaryota, Metazoa, Chordata, Actinopteri, Perciformes, Anoplopomatidae. The transcript has 2 exons. Bases 30 to 896 code for a protein of 288 amino acids. The record is from RefSeq and is a predicted model, not a curated record.
CUGUCUCUCUCUGUGGGGACCCCGGCAGCAUGCCCCCCCCCCGGCUGUGCCUGGAGGCCCUGUCGGCUCUGUCCGGCUGUGACGUGGAGCUGACCGUCGGGACCUCGCAGCUCUCCCCGCAGGACUUCGUCAACGUCGUGGCCCUCAAGGAGUUCUACAAGCAGGAGGGCUUCAAGCAGCUGGAGUACCCGAGUCUGGGGACCAUGUCUCUGCUGGACCAGGACCAGGACCAGGACCAGGACCAGGACCUGUACAGCUCCCCGGGGGCGCUGACCGAAGGCCCCUCCACCGCCGGGCCGGAGGAGAGCCUGCGGGCCAAGAUGAAGAUCAACCCGGGAGACUUCUUCCACCAGCAGUACGACUACGACUUCACCCAAGUCACGGAUGGCGACAAAACGUUCCUGCGUGGCAAUGAGAGCUACGUCCGUCCCUGCGGGUGGAGCCGGGUCGCCCUGCGGGUGACGCAGCGGUACGACAGCGGGGACGCCUGGCUCGGGACGGGGAAGGACGCCUGGCCCGUCUCCUACCACGGCCAGAACAUGGACGGCUCCCUCGGCAUCAUCGCGACCCACAAAGGGAGCCCCAGCGACGCCGCGCCCAAGUUUCUGGAAGCCGCCGCCGCCAUCGCCGUCGCCGGGGAGACGAGGGGCCGAGGGGUGUACUCCACGCCGGACGUCAAGAUGGCGGAGAAGUACUGCAGGAAGUUCAAGUCCAAAGUGGACGGGAAGACGUACAAAGUGGUCCUCCAGAACCGCAUCAACCCGGAGAAGAGGCAGAAGUGCCAGAGGGAGGACGUCUGGUUGGUCUACGUCCCGAAAGGACACAACGACGUCCAGACCAGGGCCAUCGUGCAGGAGUCCAUCCGACCGUACGGCCUCCUGCUGAAGGAGGCGUGAGGAGGCGGAGCUGACCGCGUCUUCAGUUAUCAGGGAAAUCUACUCCAACCUUCGUGAUUAUCAACCAGAAAACUCACAAAAAUAAAAGUAAAUGCUAGCGAAGAGGUCUCAAGACACCGUUCCAUAUGUUGGUGGGGGUUCAUUAAGAGAAAACCAAGUAUGGACUUUUUUCUUACCUUUUAUCCAAAAUGUUGCUACUUUUCCCCUUAAAUUCAACCCCACAUGUUCUUCAUUAUCAACAAAAAAAACCUCACAAAAAUAAAAGUAAAUGCUACUGUAAAAAGUUACUCAACACACAACCUGUACUUUCUUUGGGUGGUGCAUUAAGAAAAACCAAGAUCAGCCUUUUUUCCUGACUUUUAAUCAAAAGUAUUGCUACUUUCCCCCUUAAAUUCAACCUGCCAUGACUAUGUGUACCUUAAGCUGCCUUAUUGAGUUUAUUUCAACUCUGUGUUACAGUUGAUGGAUUAAGCUCCUGGAAAAAUGAAAAAUGAAAUGAAAAAGCAACUGUGAUUUCAUCUGUAAACGUUUGACAUGAAUCAAAGCUGCUGUUGCUUCAUGAUGUGUUCAAAUGCAAAAACCGAGUGUGGGGAAAAUAUCAUGCUGCCAUCUAGUGGUGAACUCUUUGAUCUUUAUUUCUUGUAGGAAAUAAAUAGUUCGAUAGUGAGCAAUCUUUUGACAUAUUAAUGACAUUUAAUUAGUUUUAAUUUGAAGAAGAUCAUUUAAUUGUUUACACAUGCAUGCACACAUGCACAUCAUUUAAGUUGAUGAUUGUGGACAAUGUGAAGCUGCACAGAUGAGGAGAACGUUUGCUGAUGUUGCUGUGAAGUAUGACGACACCUGUCUGAUGUUUUUCGUGGCAUCAUUGCAAGUUUAUUGCAGUUAUGUGUCAUCUUUAAAUAACAGUUUUUAAUUGUCUCAUCUGCUUUAUCCUUCAUUUUUCUGUUUUUGUAGUCCAAACACCCAAUGUGACUACAAUUCCCUACUGUGAAGGAAACACAUGUUUUGCAGCGAAAUCUGUUCUUCCUGUUUUUCCUUGUAUGUCUGACGACGGUCCGACCUUAAAUGUGAUAAAAUAAUGAUCACAGAUCCUGGUGUGAGGACACUUUUUAAUGUAUUAUUCUAGUGUUUAACAAGCUAAUACAUACUGUCUUCAUAAGAUACUUUUAUUGUGAAUAUGCAUCACAAUUACAAACUAUACACACUAAAACUAUGAAAUACACACUAUGUUGUAAUCUUCACAGUUUAUUUUUUUGCAGGAUCUCUCCUCAUCUAAAUGUACAAAGUAGCAAAAUUUAAAGUACUCAUUGUGAAGAGUACUUAAUCACUUUAAUGUAGCAGCUGUUGAAGUUUAACUACUUUAUAUACUGCUGUCUAGCUCAACCAAUAAUAACUUGA